AGCAUGAAGCGUUUGAGAUGUGCCCUCUGGUCCUGCGCAGUGUCAGUAGCGCCGCGCUGACGGACUUGUUUUUCCGCGCGAGGAGUUUUACAGGAAUGGGAUCCGGCUUUCUGCACUUUUUCUGAGUAUUUAAAGAGAGGAAGAUGUCCUUCAGUUUCGGACAGGCCAGUGCUGGUUCUGGCUUUACUUUUGGAACCCCUAAAACUACCAGCUCAGCUCCGGCUGCUGCUACAGGUUUUGGACAGCUGACCAGCACCCCGGCCGCAGGGGGCUUUACGUUCGGAGCCCCGACUCAGCCUCAGGCCCAGCCCCAGACCCAGGCUUCCAUCGGGACGUCUCAGAUCGCAGGACUGCUCGCUCAGCCCGCGGCCAACAAUGGAGCUUCACAGGGGGGAUUUAGUUUCGGUGCUGCGACGCAGAACACCGCUCCUGCUCCUGGAGGAUUCUCCUUCGGUGCACCCACUGCGAAACUAGGCCUGGGCCUGCCUACUGCCUCUCAGCCUGCCAGUACUGGAGUGUCUCUGGGGGGUCUAGCAGCACCUUCCUCCACUGGAACAGGCUUUACACUGGGAGGUCUUGGUGCUCAGACUACAGCCGGAGCUCAGCCGUCUACAGGAGGCUUCAGCUUCGGGAUGACCAAAGUUCAGACCACUGCAGCCCCGGCAGUGCAGACCACUCCCGCCCUGUCGCUGGGUGUGCAGCCUACAGGUCUCACAAGUACUGCACCCGUCUCUACAGGCCCUACUCUCGGAGCUGGCUUUGGGAUCAAACCUGCAGCCACUCCAGCUCCCACCGCUACUGCAGCAGCUGGCUUGGCGGCUCCAGGAUCCUCACUGUUUGCUACUCCCAUACCCUCAGCAGCAGGCUCCAGCUUCACAUUGGGAGCCCCAGCAGCUUCGAUAGCCCCAGCAGCGACUUCUGCAGCCGCGGUUCUCCCGAGCCUGAUGCUAAAACCUUUAGGAACCGCCACCUCUAUUGCUGCAACAACAGCUGCCGCUACUUCAGCAGCUCUUACAGGAUUUUCAUUGGGUCUGAAGCCAGUUGUCUCUGCUGCACCAGCCAUUUCUACAGUCGCCUCCACAGCUGGCAUCACGGUCAGCGCUGCACCAGUGAUGUCUUAUGCCCAGCUGGAGGCUUUAAUCAAUAAGUGGAGUUCUGAGUUGGAGGAUCAGGAGAGGCACUUUCUUCAGCAGGCCACUCAGGUCAAUGCCUGGGAUCGGAUGCUGGUGGAAAAUGGAGAAAAGAUUACAGCUCUUCAUAAAGACAUGGAGAAAGUUAAACUGGACCAAAGAAGGUUGGAUCAGGAGUUGGACUUCAUCUUAUCCCAACAGAAAGAGCUGGAGGAUCUUCUCGCUCCACUGGAGGAAUCUGUGAAGGAGCAAAGUGGAACCAUCUAUAUGCAAAAUGCAGACGAGGAGCGAGAGAGAACGUACAAGUUGGCAGAGAAUGUUGAUGCUCAGCUGAAGAGAAUGUCCCAAGACCUAAAAGAAAUAAUUGAACAUCUUAAUACAUCCAAUGGGCCAGCAGACACAAGUGACCCGCUCCAGCAGAUUUGCAAAAUCCUCAACGCACACAUGGACUCCCUCCAGUGGGUCGAACAGAACUCUGUUCUGCUGCAGAGGCGCGUGGAAGAAGUGUCGAAGCUGUGUGAGAGCCGGAGCAAAGAGCAGGAGAAGAGCUUUCGUCUGAACUUCCAGUGAACCAGCAGAGAAGAAGCCCUCGUUUAGUGUAAAUGAAUGUCUGUGUUUUGCUAAGUGUGUUGCAAUAAAGAGGUUAACUUUUUCACA
Messenger RNA from Astyanax mexicanus (Mexican tetra), 1787 nucleotides. RefSeq names its product nucleoporin 62 like (gene nup62l). The record is from RefSeq and is a predicted model, not a curated record. NCBI's taxonomy places the organism in Eukaryota, Metazoa, Chordata, Actinopteri, Characiformes, Acestrorhamphidae. Gene Ontology annotation, molecular function: structural constituent of nuclear pore; phospholipid binding. Gene Ontology annotation, biological process: RNA export from nucleus; protein import into nucleus. Gene Ontology annotation, cellular component: nuclear pore; nuclear pore central transport channel. The transcript is spliced from 13 exons. Bases 144 to 1700 code for a protein of 518 amino acids.